GAAGAGCACACGGCAGGAGUUUUUCUCCAAACGCGCAGGGAAAGUCCGAGCUGAGCCGGUCUCGGUGUCCGGGGGCUCUGGGGGCGUUUCCGCUCAGGCUGCUGUCGGGUGGACUUUACUUCUGGAGCUCAGACCGCUCGUCUGAGCAACUCGGGGAAGCGGCUCGAACUUGUGCCUUGUUGUCGUGCCGAGAAGAGCGGCGGGAGAGGAAGAGAAGAGCUGCGGUAGCUACGCGUCCCCGUCACUGCCAGGUCACUGAAUAUGGACCACAGACUCAUGUUCUCUACGUUGGAGGCAGUUUGUGUGGAGGUUAUCUCUGCCCUCUCUGGUCAGCUCAGUACGUCGUACAAUGACGCCACCAAUCAGCUGUUAGCAGUGAUGAGUCGAAUUCAGGAGCAUGGCCGUGCUGUGGAGGCGCUGGUCGCUGGCUUCGCUGCUGUGUACCACAUCUACGACUUUGAUACCGAGACACCUGGGAAUGGAUACCGUACAUUAGUCAAGGUGGUGCACUCCUGCGUUCUUUACAUAAUCCAUAAGGGCCGUUACAUUGCCUCCAACUGUGGGGGGGUGUUUUUCCGGGUGGACCACAAUGCUAGUGAGAUGGAAGCGUACUGCACGGCUCUGUGCCAAAUACGAGCUCUGCUGUACCUGGCCCAGCGGUUGCUUAAUGACAACGAACAUGGGCAGCUCUACUCUCAGGAGGGUGAACUGAGUGAGAGGUUCGUGAAAGAGUACACGUCCAUGCACAAGGCCUGCUUCUAUGGGCGCUGCCUGGGCUUUCAGUUCUCUCCCUCUCUCAGGCCUUUCCUGCAGACAGUGGUGAUCAGUAUGGUGUCCUUUGGAGAGAACUACAAUAAACAGCAGAGUAGACUAGGGAGGGCAGCUCUCUCGAUAUUCACCUCUGGGAAGUAUGUGGUGGACCCUGAGCUGAGGGGGACCGAGUUUGAACGGAUCACUCAGAAUCUGGAUAUGCAGUUCUGGAAGACGUUUUGGAACAUCACUGAAACCGAGCUGAUCUCAGGUUUAGCCAGCAUCACGUCUAACCAAGUGCAGGUAAAUCUGACCCUGUCUGUUCCCGGAGAGUCGCUGAGUUUGCCUCUGGCCUCAGACCCAAGCCUGACGGUCACUGUGUCCCCUCCUGUUGCCCACUGGGGACCAGGCCCUGUGAACAUGCGCCUCAUCUCUCACACACUGCGCGAGGGACAGGACAGUGCAGAGCUGCUGGCACUCUCUCGCUCUGAGGGGCCUCAGCGAUCUCUCUCCAUGGGCUUCAGGAACCAGAGAAGCUCCCCGUCUCCAUGGCUACUCAUCCACUUUCACGGGGGAGGAUUUGUGGCACAGACAUCCAGAUCUCAUGAAAGUUAUCUGAAGACCUGGUCAAGGGAUCUGAAUGUACCGAUUCUUUCUGUGGAUUACUCUCUGGCCCCUGAGGCCCCCUUCCCUCGAGCCUUGGAAGAGUGUUUCUAUGCUUACUGUUGGGCCUUAAAGAACUGUCACUUGCUGGGCUCAACAGCAGAGCGCGUGUGUCUGGCGGGGGACAGUGCGGGCGGAAACCUGUGCCUGACCGUCUCAAUGAAGGCCAUGUCUCACGGUGUACGAACCCCUGAUGGCAUCAUGGCUGCAUACCCGGCCACGCUUUUGACAACAGAUGCCUCACCUUCCCGGCUCCUGACACUCAUCGACCCACUGCUGCCUCUCAGCGUGCUUUAUAAAUGCAUCAGUGCUUACACUGGUACAGAGAAUGAGUCAGUGCAGCCAAUACAACACCUGGACACUCUGAGUGCUCUGGGCCGGGACACAGCAGUGUUGCUAGGGGACAUCACACAAGGAGCCUCCAACUGGCUGCAGUCACUACUUAACAAUACAUCUGCCUUGUCACCACCAGCAACUAGAUCAGCGAACGGGCCUCAAAAUGCAGCGCCUCAUUCUGAUGACACGCUACAGUGCUCUAAGGAAUUCCCUGAAGGCUUCGAACCACUGCGUUCUGGGUGUCUGGCGGAGAUUCGAACCCCCUGCACCCCUAUAAUGAAGAAUCCAUUUGUGUCUCCUUUACUUGCACCGGACAUUCUUCUCAAGGGACUGCCACCGGUGCACCUAGUGGCUUCGGCUUUGGACGCCCUGUUGGACGAUUCUGUGAUGUUUGCCAAAAAGCUGAGGAGCAUUGGCCAACCAGUGACCUUGACAGUGAUAGAGGACCUCCCACAUGGCUUUCUUAGCCUAUCACAGGUUUCCAGAGAGACCCAGGAAGCAUCAGACAUCUGUGUGGGACGAAUCCGAGAAGUCUUUGAACAGGAAUCGCCACCUGACACACACAGGCAACCAAACCUCAACCACAAAAACAAUUCCAUGGUUGGGUAAGCUGGACUGUUAGGAACCUCUAAUGUUUCCAGAACCAAGGAAAGUAGCUUUAUAAGCUAAUAAAAAUCAUGGAAAACAGAGAGUGAAAAGACAUAAAGGGACUGAAAAAAAUAAAGGGAAGAAAUUUGAACCAAACUAGAAAAACACCCACACAUAACUGUUUUUUUGUGAAAUGUGUCUUUCCCUAAUAAGAUAUACAAAAGUGACCUCACAGGCUUCCAGAGAGUAUAGAGCUGCCUUCAUUUCUGGGUUCACAAUGGACUUCUACAGCUGCACACGUUAAAACUGUUCAACACCGCAUCCUCAGGUUAUUGUGUAAAUUUAGAAUAAAACAGCGAAACUGUUCCGUUAUUAGCUUAAUGGCUGAUUUUAUGGGGUGGGGCUACUUUAUCAUAGCUAACAACAGGAGAAAAAAGUGGAAAUUUUAAAGCACAACCUACAUCAUUGUGCCUUAUUGCAGAACUGGUGUGUAAAACAGUGAUGGUAUGUAACCAAUUCCAGCAUGCAGGCAUGCAGAUAUGUAGAGAGAUACUGGCUGCUUUGGUGAUAAAAUAAGCAGAUCAGUCUAUUUUUUUUCCAGGCCUCCCAAUAGCAUGCAUAUGACUACAAAUAUUCUGUUUAUCAGGUCUUACUAUAAGAUAAGAUAGAACACAUUGAUAGAAAAAAUUGAGUUUUAUCAGUGAAGUUUUGCAUAAUUGUAAGUUUGUAUGCCCCAUGGAAACCUGUGCAUGGUCAUUUUUCUUACUUCAGAAGCACCCAUUUCAUAAAAACCACCUUAAACGCUUCGCACAAUGAAAAUUAGGAAAAAGCUCCAAAGAUGUUGCCCUACAGUGGAUUACAGUACAUUGAAAGCACUAAAACGAGAGUUGCUCUUCAAACUUCUCUACAUUUACUGAAUGUCUCACCAGCAUAUCGCCAUUGUGCUUUCCAUAAAGCUCUAAAAUCCAUCUAUGCUGCUGGGCUUUCCUUUACUGACAUGAAUCUGUUAUACUUUUUCAUCAAAUGAUAUCUAUAUUCUAUUGGGGAUUUUUACUCUGAAAAUGCACUGUGGGUGCAUCGAACAUCGUAGGUAGUUCAAACUUUUUACAGGUGUUGGUUUGAAGCAUAGGUGUUCAAUCUUGGUCAUGGAGAUCUACCACCCUGGAGAGUUCAGCUCUAAUAUUCUGUAUUAUAUAUUCUAUAUAAUAUUCAGAUGCUCCUAAAGGUCUUCAUUACCUGAAUUAGGUGUGUUUGAUUAGAGGUGGAACUAAGCUGGGCAGCGUGUUGGAUCUCUUGGAGCAGGAUUGGGCACCUCUGGUUUGGAGGAACGCUACUGCACCAGCUACUGUGUGGAGGCCUGCUGCUUCAACUGGAUUUACAAAGAUUUACUAUACCAAAAUGUCUGAAUGGGACAAAGUGGUCAAAACGUGCUGGCCAUCAUGCUUCACACCAUUGUGCCCAUUUACUUUUAAGAUGUGCACAAGAACAUUACAAUAAGCAUUAAGGGCAUGGCUGUUUUAACAGCCUGUUUUCACUUACUAUGCAGUUUUCGUGAUAUGGUUCUAUUUAAUGAAUGAAUGUAGUAUUUUUAAUACCUCUUAACAGGCUUAAUAAUGGCCUAGAUUUCUAAGCUGCUGUAAAUAUACAUCUCACCUUUGUAUUUAUACUUCUUGUAUUUAUACUGUUUGAGAUGACAACAGCAAAGUUGACUAUUUUCAUAAAUGCCUAAUAUUUCUACCUUACACCUACUGCUAAUAAAUAUCUUUGUUUAUUCAAAUAUUGGUUGAAAAGAAUAAAAGAGACUGACAGUG
Pygocentrus nattereri (red-bellied piranha) is the source of this 4148-nucleotide messenger RNA. It is a transcript of the gene lipea, whose product is annotated as lipase, hormone-sensitive a. Gene Ontology annotation, cellular component: cytosol. Gene Ontology annotation, biological process: cholesterol metabolic process; triglyceride catabolic process. Gene Ontology annotation, molecular function: triacylglycerol lipase activity; sterol ester esterase activity. The record is from RefSeq and is a predicted model, not a curated record. Bases 262 to 2358 code for a protein of 698 amino acids. The transcript is spliced from 11 exons. NCBI's taxonomy places the organism in Eukaryota, Metazoa, Chordata, Actinopteri, Characiformes, Serrasalmidae.